Messenger RNA from Fomitopsis serialis, 1099 nucleotides. RefSeq lists its product as uncharacterized. Gene Ontology annotation, biological process: regulation of DNA-templated transcription. Lineage: Eukaryota; Fungi; Basidiomycota; Agaricomycetes; Polyporales; Fomitopsidaceae. The transcript has 2 exons. The record is from RefSeq and is a predicted model, not a curated record. Gene Ontology annotation, cellular component: chromosome. The annotation marks the transcript as partial.
GUCAACUCAUACCGCCUCGCGCAGCAGCGCGAGCGCGACGUAGCCGCGAUCAUCGCGAAGGCGUCCGCGGCGGCGGAGGCGGCGCUCGCCGCCGCCGCCGCCACGUCGCUGCCGACGGCCGAGAAGGACACGAAGGAGGAGGACGAGCGCAAGCGGCGCGAGGCGAAGGAGGCGCGGCGGAAGAAGCGGAAGCAGCUCGCGCAGGAGGACAAGGAGGCGAACAAGGAGGCGAACAAGGAGAAGCGGCUCCUCAAGCUCGUCGGCGCGGUCGUCGUGAAGUGCAUGUCGAAGCACCGCGACCAGUUCGCGCACGACCAGUUCAAGACGCACGCGAAGGAGCUGACGCACAUCAUCGUCGAGAAGGAGAAGAGGUCCGCGUCGUACCGCGAGGGCCGCCUCGACGCGCUCUCGGACGAGAAGGCGGGCAAGAUCAAGAAGUUCGCGAAGGAGUACAUCGCGAAGAUCCUCCGCAAGGCGGACAAGAAGCGGCGCGAGAGCGGCGGCGGCGGUGCGGGGCCCGCCUCCGCGUCCCCGUCGUCCCCGUCCAUGCUGUCCCCGUCCGUGUCCGGCGAGGGCGCGGACCUCGCGGCGGCCGUCGCGGACGUGAUGGACCUCGACGGGCCGGACGACGCGGACGAGAACAUGGAGAUGGACAUGGACGCGUCGCCGCUGGCCGACUCGGAGACGCCGCCGUCCGACGCGGGCGGCACGCCCGCGCAGACGCCGCCGGCGCUGGUGGGCGACCCGCGCCUGCGGCAUCGGAGGGAGGAGUGCGGGUGGGACCCGGACGGCGAGAAGAUGGCGGGGCGCGUGCGGCCCGUCGUCGUUAGUGCGGUGUCCGUGUCGUAGCACGAGCAGCGGGCUGGCGCGGGGUGCGGUUCCGUGUGUAUCCUUUGGGUCCGGGUCCGGGUCCGAGCAGAGACGGUUGUGCUGGCUGGUCUGUCUGUCUAGUGUGUCGCGUUGUCGAUGCUAGCGUUGCUCGUGUUUGUGCUAUGCUACGUUAGUGCCGUACGCAUCGAGGGUAAUUAAUACUGCAAGAAGUCAGCGUACAUUGUAUACUUAUUCGCGGUGUCCCCACUGGUAUCUGGCCGCACAUCAA